Molecule: messenger RNA, 2976 nt
Organism: Coniosporium apollinis CBS 100218
Lineage: Eukaryota; Fungi; Ascomycota; Dothideomycetes
Exons: 2
Coding region: 1-2976 (991 amino acids)
Source: RefSeq, a predicted model, not a curated record
AUGGCCGCUCCCCAAAUACCUGCUCGUCCUGCCCGCUCGCAGCCACCGCCGACGGCUUCUGCAAACAUGGCAGUCCCUCAAAUCCCACCUCGUCCGAGGCGUAGCGUUGAUCGCUCGAUAUCUCCGCACCGAGAUACCUAUGCUCGGUCUCCCUUCAAUGACCCCAGCUUCCUGCACAACCGCAAUGGCAAUCACCAAAAGCCGAAAGACGUCCCCCGACGCCCGCCGAGCGUCAGUCUGCCGUCUAUAGGCCAGGAAGGGAACGAAUAUGCGAACCUGGAGGACUUCAGUAACAACAACGAGGAAGCUCCAGCCCAGACUUCAAAGGGCAUUGCUGGUAAUCUGCCAUUGCAUGCGCCAACUGCCUCACUUCCUGCGGCCGCCCAAAAGUCCAGAAUCGCGAGCGUUACCCGUACCGAUUCCACCCAGGCCGCGGCUGCUGGCAUCCCGAAGCUUUUCCCUGGCUACAAUGAGAGGCAUGGGAGCACCUCGAACAAGUCCGAAUCGAGCAACAGCACUAGGCCUCAGUCAAUCCACAAGGAUGAUGAGGAGCACGGCAUCCCGGAAAUCGGCGUACAGGUGCCGAUGUAUCCGAAUGCGGGCGAUGUGCAGAUGCCGACACCCUCGCCUUUUGCUCAGAACACUUCCACCGGCGUCGGCUUCUUCAACGAUGGACGGUCUUCGGGUCGCCACCACAGCCGCACCAGGAGUGGCCGGGAGGUUUUCAGUGGACCGCCGGACAGUUAUGGUAUGCAUGGCCAUGGCGUACAGCCAUCCAACGCGUUUGAGAAGGCGUGGUACGAGAAGCAUCCCGACGAUGCUGCGAGAGAGGCACAGGGAGCAUACGGUCCGGCCAUUUCGGAAGAUCGCAAGGAGUGGGCAUUGAGCAGUGAUGAUCUUAACAAACUCGUUCAAGGUAGCGCUGGCAUUGGCUUUGGCACCUCGCGCGAAGCCAUCGGCACGCCCGCCGAAGAAAUUGGGUUUCUGGCAUCUGAGCAGUAUGCGUCUCGAAUGGCCUCGUCGCGUCCGCAGUCUACUCUGCGUAAGGCGCGGACCAGCAGCUCGCACAGCCACGCUGAAUCACCCCUUCGCAAGGCAAGCUUUCCGACGGAUGUCAUGGACUCCAACGGAUCACAUGACAAGCGCACAUCGGUGGUAGAGAGCGAACCAGACGACGACGUCAUCCAUGUUGAUCCGCCCGCAUCGCGACACAGCAAGAUCCAUGGAGGAGGAUAUGACCCCCCAACUGAGGAUCUCGGACCUGAUGCUGGUAACACUGAGGAGAAGGGCGGCUGGAUCGAAGAAAACGGCCCGGGCAUGCCUAUCCUUGCUUCCGACGAAGUUGCCAGACGUCCGGGAGCUGAGUUCCUGCAGCCCGCCGUCUCGCCUGAGCUGGAACGGAGCGGUAACCGUGACGACUACAUUCACAACGAUGCGGAGGGUGUUUUCCGCACCGGUCGUAGGGGCAGCAGCCGCCCUUCGAGUCGUCCCGGCAGUAUCCAUGGCGGGCUUCCUGGACUAACGCGAAUGAUAAGCCGCGGCGACCACGACGGGACUGGCACGCCACUUGACGAUGUCAAGGAGUAUGAGCCCCUCUUUCCAGACGACGAUGAGCGCCAGAAGCAGCAAGGAAAGCCGAAAACGGCCGCAGACAAGGUGAAGCGUCCGGACCUUGCUCGACAUCACUUUCCAAGCCAAGAUGUCUGGGAGGACAGCCCUGAGUACUUCAAUCUUGUGACGACGGUGGAGGCGCCGCAAGAGCCCCAGGAACCCCAAUCUGCCGUGGAGCAAAAGCCGUCCGCAAUCUUCGAGCCUCCUGAGACCGAGGAAGCUCGUAAACACGAUCUUACCAGCAAGGACCAGGAGAACUUCCUGCCUGAACACACGAAACGCUUCGCUAAAACGCACUUCAACCGGGAUGUCAAGGCGGAACUGCCGCCGAGACCAGGCAUGCAGCCGCGGUUCCCUAGCCAAGAUAUCUGGGAAGACACGCCAGACCACCUGCAGCUGGUGACGACUGUGGGAGGGCCCCAACAGGACGAGACGGACAUAUUGAGUCCCGAAUCGGCGUCGCAGGACACACCGACAAUACCGCCAAGACCUGCCCAGCGGACUGGAGACGUCCAGGAGGCAUCGCCAACGAAACGAGAGGCCCCAAAUAUCCCGGCUCGGCCUAAACCACAAGUGCCAGCUCGACCCGCCAAGCCGCCGCCAGCGGAGGGGUCAGAAGACUCACCCCUGACGAAAACAACUUCAGCUGGCAGCACAGGUAGUGCAGGCAGCGAUACCACAGCGCAGCCGGCGGCACCUAAAGCAAAACCCAUCGUCCCUCAACGCCCUGGCGGCGGCAAGAUCGCGGCCCUAAAAGCAGGUUUCAUGAACGACCUCAACAGCCGUCUCCAACUCGGACCUCAAGCGCCGAAGAAGGAGGUCCCACCCGUUCAAGAGGAACCAGCGGAGGGGCAAGAAAAGGCGCCACUGAGCGACGCCCGGAAGGGACGGGCCAAGGGUCCUGCGCGCAGGAAGCCAGCCGCCUCGCCGUCGGGCGCUGCAGAGGAGGCAGAGUCCGCGCCCGCGCCGACGCUGUCGUUCAUGCCGAUGGUGACGCUGUUUGAGUUCGGAGAGGAGACGGAGGACAUGAGCGCCAGCAUCGAGACGCUGAGGGCGGAGGCGCCGGCGCUGAGCAUCGUCCCUGAGGUCCAUAGGCCGGCGGAGGAGGUCGAGGAUCCGCUGAGCGCUGCGACUGAGCCGGGAGAUGAGAGUGAGACGGCUAAGGUGGCCAUAAGUACGUCGGAUAGUAGUGUCCAGACCGGGCAGCAGGAUGUGGAGCUCGGUUCGGGGGAUAGCAGGGAGAAGUUCACGGCGUAUCUGGGGGGAAGGGCACCGGAGGAGGGGAACGUGAUUAUUAGGGAUGGUGAAGAGCGUGUUGAGGAUAUGGGGGAGAAGGGGAGUACUGAGAAGAUUGCGGGGACGUAG